Molecule: messenger RNA, 1356 nt
Organism: Malassezia vespertilionis
Lineage: Eukaryota; Fungi; Basidiomycota; Malasseziomycetes; Malasseziales; Malasseziaceae
Exons: 2
Coding region: 1-1356 (451 amino acids)
Source: RefSeq, a predicted model, not a curated record
AUGGAGGACGCUGCGCCAAACGUACUGGAUGUGAAGCUGGCAUCUGUAAGCCACGCGACGCUGGAUGCGGUUGCGUCUGCAAUUUGGGGCAUCCCAUUUUACGACACAGAGUUCCUUGUGCGCCAUAAAGGCAGGGACCAGGGCGUGUUUCUGCACAGCAACAUUGUGCGUAACGUAUGCCCCAAGCUAUUCAAAAUGAUGCUCUCCAGCACUGCAAUCGAGCUCGAUGCGAUGGAGCCAAGCGAGUCUGAACCUGUAAAGGGGCGCCGCCCUGUGCCGCGGCUCAACAACGCGUCGCCGCGCCGACGCGGACCUGACGUGCUCCUUCCCGGCCUCGAUAUCGACGAUGAGGAGAUCAUUCUGGACGACGAGUCGAGCUCUGACGAUUUUGAUGAUGCUUCGAUUACUAUGCCGCCGCUGCGCAACCGCGCAGCGACGCCAGAUCUCGGUAGGGUAGAGUCCGUUGCUAGCCGCGAAGGCAGUCCACCUUUCCGUCUUUCAUCACAGCCGAUGCCGCAGUCGAUGCCGGUGCUGGAUGCGGAUGCGGAAGCGACGCGCAGCAGCUCGGGCCUCUUUUCCCGGCUUAUGCGCAAGCGUAUGAACGAGACGCAGGGCAGUGGCGCGAUGACCUCCGCGUCCCAAAAAAAUGCAGCAGACCAGGCCGGACGCCUGCGCCGCUACUCGGGCAAAUCUCGCGCCCCCGUGGGGCCGCUGGGCAGCGCUCCGCAGGUUGCAUUCAACUCGGACGUGGACACUCCGUCGCUGCCCAAUAGCAGGGCCAGCACGCCGCGCAAUGCCCGUCGCACGCCGCGCAAAGAAACGUCACGCAAAGAAACGCCGCGGGGAGGAGGAUUGCCAGUGAAGCGAAUUUACGUCAAAGGCGCCUCGCCGCGUACGGUGCAGGCGCUGGUUUUCUACCUGUACACGAACCAAGCCCACUUUGUCUCGUCUCCCCAUCAGAGUCCCUACAGCGAUGCCAGCUCUCUGCACGAGGAAGCGAUGGAGUUGCUGGGCGACGGCGGGAAGCAGAACCCUUCCCUCUGGCCUCCUGCAUUUUCGAGCAAGGCCGCUUACUCCCUGGGCCACCAGCUGGAUUUGCGCGACCUGAGCAUGCGUGCCUUUAACCAUCUCGCGCUGAACAUGUCUUCGCGCACGGUCUUGGCCGAUCUGCUCUCGCCCUUUGGCGAUCGGUUUGUCGAGGUACAGCGCGCUCAGCUGGACUACAUUACAGAGAACUGGGAGGAAGUCAAGACACGCCCGGACUUUGCGCCCACCAUCGAGCAUUUGGUGCACGGCCAGUAUCCGAACUCGAGCAAGAGCUUGUUCCAGCUUUUCUCCAAGUUGAGCGUCAAGUAA